AUGGACCAUCACCAAUCAAGCAACUUAUUCAGAUUCAGCUUGUCACAACUAAGACUCCCAAAAUCGGCUAGGUUGAGAGCAUUUGGAAUCUACUUUUCAGGCGCCUUGUUCUCCAUAGGAUUCUGGUCAUUGAUAGAUGCUGCUAUCUUCUCGAAAACGGUGAAUGCUUCAAAUGUCCAUGUCACAUUUAUAGAUUGGAUCCCAUUGAUUUGUUCUCUGCUUGGAAUGCUAAUUGUCAAUUCUAUCGAGAAGAAUAAUUUAAUGAAUACAGACCAGCAAGGCGGUACCAAUGCCGGUGGCUUAUUUGAUGAUUCAGGAAAUUACGUAUGGGCUGCCAGGAUCAUUUUGUUUUUGGGUUUCAGUUUAUUGGCUGGUGGUGUAGCUGGUAGUUUUAUGGUUUUCAUAUUAAAAUAUUUGAUGAAACAUUAUGGUUUCCCUACAUUGGGCAUGGGUGUUGCUAAUAUCGUUUGCAAUUGCUGUGUGAUGUUGAGUUGCAUUGUCUUGUGGUUAUCACAGAACAUCGAGGAUGAAUAUAGCUACAGCUUGGCGUUGUAG
Lodderomyces oxycetoniae is the source of this 555-nucleotide messenger RNA. RefSeq lists its product as uncharacterized. NCBI's taxonomy places the organism in Eukaryota, Fungi, Ascomycota, Pichiomycetes, Serinales, Debaryomycetaceae. Bases 1 to 555 code for a protein of 184 amino acids. The transcript has a single exon. Gene Ontology annotation, cellular component: fungal-type vacuole membrane; Vps55/Vps68 complex. The record is from RefSeq and is a predicted model, not a curated record. Gene Ontology annotation, biological process: late endosome to vacuole transport via multivesicular body sorting pathway; protein targeting to vacuole.